Serpula lacrymans var. lacrymans S7.9 is the source of this 1083-nucleotide messenger RNA. RefSeq lists its product as uncharacterized. The record is from RefSeq and is a predicted model, not a curated record. Gene Ontology annotation, molecular function: oxidoreductase activity. The transcript has 10 exons. Lineage: Eukaryota; Fungi; Basidiomycota; Agaricomycetes; Boletales; Serpulaceae. The coding region runs from base 22 to 993 and encodes 323 amino acids.
GCGUUACCAUUGCGCAAUUCCAUGAUGGCGAUACCAUCGAUUAUGUGGAAAAUAUUAGCAAGUGGACACCAUCAGAUAACUACUACCAGCUUCCCACGACGCCUUCAUCAAGUUCAUCGACAACUAUCAAGUAACAUCCGCAGUGCAAGCAUGUCGGCGCUCUCCUUGCAGUCCAAGUUCAAGCUCCGUGAUGGCAAUGAAAUACCUGUACUAGGUUUCGGAACUUAUGAGAUGGAUGGUGAAGAAGCAUAUCGGGCUGUCAGGUGGGCAUUAGAGGUCGGAUAUCGGCACAUCGACUCUGCUGCGUGGUACGAAAACGAGCGCGAGUGUGGACAGGCUAUUCUGGACUUCUGCAAAGAGACGGGGACUCCUCGCUCAGAUAUCUUCUUCACAACCAAGUUAAAACUCAAUAAUGGUUAUAGCCGCGUCACCAAGUCCAUCCAAAAGUCCCUGGAUGAAUGUGGCUUGGGUUACAUAGAUCUGUACCUCAUUCACGGCCCUUUGGGUGGCCCUCAGGCCCGUAAGGAAAGUUGGCAAGCUAUCUGCGACGCGCAGAAAGAGGGGAAAUUAAAGAGUAUUGGCAUUAGCACGUUUGGUGUAGGACACAUGCAAGAGAUAGUUGACGCUGGCGGGCCUUUGCCCGUCAUCACUCAAAUUGACCUGCAUCCAUUCAUGACCCGAAGUGAUGUAGUUGCCUUUUGCAAGGCGCAUGAGAUUUUUCUAGAGGCCUGGGCUCCCCUGGUUCGUGGGAUGAAAUUUAAGCACCCCUCUAUCGCAAACCUGGCACAGAAAUACAACAAGGAACCGGCCCAAAUUCUUCUCCGCUAUGCUCUCCAGAAGGGGUAUGUGCCGCUCCCGAAAUCGUCGUCUAAGGAGCGAAUCGUUUCCAACACCAAAAUAUUUGACUUUUCGCUUGAGGACGAAGAAAUCUCUCAUCUGGACUCUCUCGAUGAAGAACUAGUGACUGACUGGGAUCCUACUCAUUGUCCUUGAUCCGUCUCUCACAUGAUGGCACGAGUAAAUCACCUUGUAACAAUUGAAGAUUAGACUCGCGAUAAAUAAACUAUGUCCUAUUCGCAUUGU